AUGGCGAGCACGGAGAGCGCGCGGCAGUCGGGCACCGCCGCCGCCAUGCUCUGCCUUGGGGUGCACGCGAUCGUCUUCUGGCUCCUCCGUGUGAUGGCGCUGACCUCGCACAUCCUCGCUGCCGCCUUCGCCGUCGUCAGCCUGCCGCUCUGCUUGAAACUCACGUACGACGUCGUGGCCAUGUGCAUGGACGACGAGCCGCCGUCGUCGGCGCGGGGCGAGCGCCAGCAACUCCUCUUGUCCCGCGCCCACCUCCAGCUGCUUCUCACGGACCGUGACUUCGACUCGAACGAUUACGAGCAGCUGCUGCAGCUCGACGACCACAACGUGGCCAAAUCCCAUGGCGCCAGCGAAGGCGACAUUGACCGGCUGCCUGUCGUGACCGUGACGGAAACGAUGCUCCAGAGCCACAAAGAGGCCACGGGCUAUGAGACCAUCCAGUGCUCCAUCUGUCUCGAAGACCUCGCCGUCGGCGCCCAAGCGCGCAUGGUCCCGUGCUUCCAUCGCUUCCACCCGCAGUGCAUCGAUCCGUGGCUCGUCGAGAAGGCCGAGUGCCCCAUUUGCAAAUUCCCGGCCAUCGGCUAA
Messenger RNA from Saprolegnia diclina VS20, 585 nucleotides. RefSeq lists its product as hypothetical. NCBI's taxonomy places the organism in Eukaryota, Oomycota, Saprolegniomycetes, Saprolegniales, Saprolegniaceae. The coding region runs from base 1 to 585 and encodes 194 amino acids. The transcript is spliced from 4 exons. The record is from RefSeq and is a predicted model, not a curated record.